Sinocyclocheilus grahami is the source of this 977-nucleotide messenger RNA. Its product is annotated as leucine-rich repeat and fibronectin type III domain-containing protein 1-like protein. NCBI's taxonomy places the organism in Eukaryota, Metazoa, Chordata, Actinopteri, Cypriniformes, Cyprinidae. Bases 1 to 696 code for a protein of 231 amino acids. The record is from RefSeq and is a predicted model, not a curated record. The transcript has 3 exons.
AUGAUUCCCUCCACAAGUUACGACUUCCUGGUGCGAGACCUCGUAUCCGGACGGGAGUACGACCUGUGCGUUCUGGCCGUCUACGAUGAUGGCAUGACCUCGCUGACCGCCACGCGCCAGGUGGGCUGCAUCUCAUUCGUCACGGAGACUGAGUACAGCCAGUGCCAGUCGCUCCACAGCCACUUCCUGGGAGGCACCAUGAUCAUCAUCAUCGGAGGAAUCAUUGUGGCCUCCGUCCUCGUUUUCAUCAUCAUCCUCAUGAUCCGGUAUAAAGUCUACAGCCAUCAUGGGGCAGAUUCCGGAAAGGGGACUGCUAUGACAAACGUGCGCUCGCAGACCAAUGGGGGGCAAGCAGCGGGGCAGGUCCCGCGCUCCAGCUCCAAAAUCGUGGAGGGCCAGGAGGCCACGGAAGCGGGUUUAGGGGGGGCUGCCGGAGCCACCGCUAGUUUAAAAGACUCCACUGCCAUGGUGCUGGUCAAAGACUCUGAGACAACUGUGCAGAUAUCAGAGAUGAUCUCCGAGGACAUAGUCUCCCCCACACAAAAGCACCAUCCCAGGACUUGUAUAGAGCUCAAGAGACGGCCUUCUCUGUCCUCCAAAGAGGGUACAAGUACAGACACACCAGGAGACACGGCAAGCCCGCAGGUCAGCGACGAGAAGAAGGUUCAACGAGAUUGGAGUGACUUUAAAAUUUGAUGACUCCUUCCACUGUCCCGCAAGAGACAGCCAUCAGCCCUAAAGAAUAUUCAUCAUUCUCCACCCAUUCAAUCAUGCAAAUUGCACCAGUGAGCGGAAACUCAGAUGGGACAAAGUAAACAGCAUGUCUGUGCUUUCUUCACUUUCAUCAAUCUGCCCUCCUGCGUCUCCUCCAGCUUUACAGUGUCAGUCGUGACCCUCUCGUCCAGUGAGAACUCAAACCUAAAGGACUCAAAGCAACAAACAGAUGGCAGCAGCAGCAGCAACAGUCCCGAAUGGGA